CCAAUAAUCCUCACAUCCAGUACUGUCAGCUAUGCUGUGCUCGACUUAUUCCAACCCAACAGGGUGGAAAGCAUAAAAAAGAAGCAUGGAUAUAUAAUUGAGCAGGGCGGGGCAGUGCGCAUGCGCCAUAUCUCUUUGUGGCCCUUGUCUCUUUGGUGGUUGUCUGGUCUUCAGAGACCUGCUCCGGCAGUAAAUCCAAGGAUAGCACUGUUAGACAAAGACGUUGCCUCUCGUUUAGAGUCAUUCGUUUGGCUGCACUGUGAAAACUCAUCUAGUUCCCGGCAGAGAAUAGCAGAAGCGGGCAAGUGCUGUUCCAGGGCGUCGUCUGGCCAGAAAGCAGAGCAUCCACUCAUCCUUUCACAGGCAGCUGAGGGUUUUUUUUUUAGUCUAGCUAGCUUGCUUUAGCCAACAGUCGGGGCACAGCCGUGUCAGAGGGAACGUCAAAAAUGUCCGGUUACCAAGGAAAGAAGAACAUCCCACGAAUCACGAGUGACCGUCUUCUCAUCAAAGGAGCGAAGAUAGUCAACGAUGAUCAGUCCUUUGUGGCUGACAUCUACAUGGAAGAUGGAGUCAUAAAGCAAAUAGGAGACAACCUCAUCGUUCCAGGCGGUGUGAAGAUCAUAGAGGCUCAUGGAAAAAUGGUAAUGCCUGGGGGCAUUGACGUGCACACUCGGUUCCAGAUGCCCGACCGGGGCAUGGUGGCAGCUGACGACUUCUACCAGGGCACCCGGGCGGCUCUGGCUGGGGGAACCACCAUGAUCAUUGACCACGUGGUCCCUGAGCCCGGCGUCAGCCUGAUCGCUGCUUUCAAGCAGUGGAGGGAGUGGGCCGAUAGCAAGUCCUGCUGUGACUACUCUCUGCACGUGGACGUCACCGACUGGAACAGAGGCACCCAGGAAGAGAUGGAGACACUGGUGAAGGAUCAUGGUGUCAACUCUUUCCUGAUCUAUUUGGCUUAUAAGGAUGUUUUCCAACUUUCUGACUCUCAGAUCUAUGAGGUGUUCAGCGUCAUCAGAGAUCUGGGAGCUAUUGCACAGGUGCACGCAGAAAAUGGAGACAUCAUCGCGGAGGAGCAGAGGCGUAUCUUGGAGCUGGGGAUCACUGGCCCCGAAGGCCACGUGCUGAGCCGUCCAGAGGAGGUGGAGGCUGAGGCGGUCAACCGCUCUGUGACCAUCGCCAAUCAGACCAACUGUCCCCUCUACGUCACCAAGGUGAUGAGCAAAAGCGCUGCUGAUGUCAUUGCCCUUGCCAGGAAAAGAGGGGCUGUGGUUUAUGGCGAGCCCAUAUCUGCCAGCUUGGGCACAGACGGCACCCAUUACUGGAGUAAGAACUGGGCCAAGGCGGCGGCGUUCAUCACGUCUCCCCCGCUCAGCCCUGAUCCCACCACCCCUGACUAUCUCAACUCUCUGCUGUCGUGUGGAGAUCUGCAGGUGACUGGCAGCGCUCACUGCACGUUCCAGACUUCUCAGCGGGCCGUGGGCAAAGACAACUUCACCAUGAUUCCAGAGGGCACCAACGGCACGGAGGAGAGGAUGUCCCUAAUCUGGGACAAAUGCGUGGCUGCUGGAAAAAUGGAUGAGAACCAGUUUGUGGCAGUGACCAGCACCAACGCUGCCAAAAUCUUCAAUCUGUAUCCCCGCAAAGGACGCAUCGCUGUGGGCUCUGACGCCGACCUUCUGCUGUGGGACCCGGAUAUGACCAAGAUCAUCUCAGCCAAAAGCCACAACCUGGCCGUUGAGUAUAACAUCUUUGAGGGCACAGAGGUGCGCGGCGGUCCUCUGGUGGUCAUCAGCCAGGGUAAGAUUGUGCUGGAGGACGGCAGCCUUCACCCCACAGAGGGCUGCGGGCGCUACAUCAGCCGCAAGCCUUUCCCGGACCAGGUGUACAAGAGGAUAAAGGCUCGCAGCAGGCUCACAGAGCUGCGGGGGGUCCCCAGAGGCCAGUAUGAUGGGCCGGUGUGUGAGGUGACCGCGACUCCCAAGGUGAUGUCCGCAGUUUCCUCUGUGAGGACCUCCCCUGCCAAACAGCAGCAGCACCAGCAGCAGCAGCAGCAGCCCUUCACGCACCAGCCGGUGCGCAACCUCCACCAGUCUGGCUUCAGCCUCUCCGGAGCCCAAAUCGACGACAACAUCCCUCGCCGCCCCACUCAGCGCAUUGUGGCGCCCCCUGGUGGAAAAGCCAACAUCACCAGCCUUGGCUAGGCCCCCUCCUCAGCUGAGCGGCGGGUGCAGGGCAGCAGGAGUCCCACAGAGUCACGACGCAUCGCCCAUCACCUCCGACUGUUCCUGCACCUCCUGCCCGCCUCCAUCCACACACCUACACCACGCCACCCAAUGCAGGAAACAAGAAGCACUACUCCACAUCGUUCCAUCCUUCCUGCCGUUUUUUCCAGUGCUGAGGACGGAUCGAGUGAAAAAACCUGGCUGGUCAGCCAGUUUGGUUAUUUAUGACUUUAUUUUUGUUUACAUUCUUUUUGUAUUUGUUUCUGUACGUGUUUAAGCUGUGAGGUGUUGGUGCAGAAACCCGAAACAGAAGCAAAAGCUCUUUCAUGAUGUUUUAACAGCGGUUCUUUUCCUGCUGUUAGUUUCUCUGAUUUGGAAUGUUUCGGUGGGCCUGCGACGCUGCCACCUUCAGCUGAAAGUAAGUAUCGCUGGUAAACUGUAACAGACGUGUUUUUGUGAGACAUAGUUGAAACAAAAAAAAAAAGCGAUUUGCUCUGAAAUGUUUGCAGUAUUUGUUUUCUGUUUUUGUUACGAUAUUAAGCUGAGCGAUUCACCCAUGUCUUCCUUUUUCUGUUUUGGUUGCACCUUCUUCUUUUUGUUGAACUUUUAUUCUUCAUGGAGACAUUUUUUUCCUCUUUGGAAAAAGCACAUUCUGCUCUGAAAGAAAAAAAGAAGGUGUUUUAACACUGAGCCACUCAUUCAGCUUUUCCCUGAAACUGAACGGCUGGAUUGUGACGUUUUGCCAGAGAAACACACCUUUUCCCUUCUUUCAUAAUUUUUUUUUUCCUUGUGAAUUUUGAAAGGUUGUCAGGGAAACAAACAUCCUAUCGUCAAAAUGACCCCGUGUCAUUCAAGACGUUUGACGGGAGGUUUGCUGACAGCCUCUCUGCACCUGGUGCUAUCUGACCUUUGCUGUAUAUGAGCAGAUGAUGUCCACAUGCAAACAGCCGCGUACGCUUUACCGUAAUAGCAGCCGGGAUAGUCACCAUUUGCCCCGUUUUGACAGAAGUCGUUUUGCACCAGUGAACAACCCAAAUGGUAAACGUGUAUGUGCGCUUGCAACUUUUUAUUUGUACUGGAUAUGUCUGUACGUUUUAGGAUACGUGUUGAACUACCUGCCUGCCCGUCGUGUACGAUAUUGAUAGCACGCUGUAUCUAUGAAGGCUCUGUUGAAGAGGCGAACCGAGGAGUUUUGAGACCUGAUGAAAAUAGUUUCUGUACGUAUAAGACGACAGUGUGCUGAUGAUGUGUCUCCGCUGUUGUCGGUGUUAGUGCUGUGAAUGAAGUACCCAGUACUGUAUAUUGUUCCCCCUCCUCCUACCACCAGCCUGCCCUCAUAAACACCAGACUCACUUAAGGUUGUCGCUGCACUCACCAAAAGCGCUACCGGCUGCCAGCCGCGCAGAGCUGUGCAGCCACGCCACAAAACACUGGAUUCUUUCUUCCUCAUUGCCUUGUCAAGUGUUGGUUUUGUAUGCAAAAGCUAUAAUGUGAAGUGGUUAACAUUUUGGGACCAUUCUCGGAAAUAAUAAUUGAGUUCUGAUGUUGAGCACUGUUGUUUGCCCUCCCCCACCUUGCGUGAUAUUCUUGCUCAUGUAUGUUUUAUUGGAUACCAGAGUUUUGGGGGGAAUCAUUGGCCCUGUCAGCAUUUGACCUUCUGUGUUGACUUCAGUGGAUUAAAGUUAUAAAAACUAAAGCUUUUGUUCCGGUCUGUUUUUUUAAGGCAUUAGUCACC
This is a messenger RNA of Menidia menidia (Atlantic silverside), 3957 nucleotides long. The record is from the annotation of a GenBank genome assembly. Lineage: Eukaryota; Metazoa; Chordata; Actinopteri; Atheriniformes; Atherinopsidae.